AUGGAAGCGUCUCAGUCGUCUCUAGAAGCUGGACCUUCUCGCCCGACGGUGUCAGCAGCAGACAAAUGGGUCAAGCCGAAUGGUCCGCCAGUCGGAGUGACUUUUGGCGCAAGGACAUUGGGUGAGGAUCAAGAUGUAUGGGAGCAUAACACAUGGGACCACGUAGAGCUUCCUGCGGAUUUUCAAACUCGAGCCGCUGAAGCGAUUGAAAGGCAGCUGGCCAAUCCAGUAGCGCAGGAUAAAAGGGACGCCUACAAUGAGGACCCAGAGAGAUACUGGAAUGCAUUUUACGCCAAUCACAAAGAUCAGUUCUUCAAAGACCGGUCAUGGCUUCGAUCAGAGUUUCCCGAAUUGAUAGAAUGUAGCGAAGCAAAUGCUGGUCCUAAAGUUGUCCUGGAAGUAGGCUGUGGCGCGGGGAACAGUAUCUUCACCCUCAUGAAGUACAACGAGAAUCCGGAACUAGAAGUCUACGCUACAGACUAUUCUUCCACGGCUGUCGAAGUGGUGAAAAACAAUCCAAUGUUCCCCUGUCCUGACCAUGGCAAAGGCAAGAUUAGAGCCUCAGUGUGGGACAUCACUUCGGAACCGUCUUCAACCUCCCCUUAUGGCCUUCCCGAUGGUAUAGAGCCUGGAAGCGUUGACGUCCUGACUGUCAUCUACGUCUUGUCGGCUCUCCAUCCAUCAGAAUGGGAGAGAGCGAUACAUAAUCUGUACACUGCUCUCAAGCCCGGUGGUCUGCUGCUGUUGCGCGAUUAUGGCAGACACGACCUUACUCAACUACGCAUCAAAAAGGACAGACUCUUGGACCCAAACGUGCCGAACCUGUACAUUCGCGGAGACGGAACGAGAGUGUACUACUUUGACCAAGACGAUCUCACACGGCUGUUGAAGAGGCCUUCAGAAGAUGGAGCGAUGCAAGAGAUGUUUGAGAUCACUCAGCUGGGUGAAGACCGGCGAAUGAUCGUCAACCGAAAGCUCAAGCUGCAAAUGUUCAGAAUAUGGAUGCAAGUCAAAGCGAGGAAGAGAGCCGAAGACGAUGCGCCUAAAACUUGA
This is a messenger RNA of Kockovaella imperatae, 1053 nucleotides long. RefSeq names its product putative S-adenosylmethionine-dependent methyltransferase. Gene Ontology annotation, molecular function: tRNA (cytidine-N3)-methyltransferase activity. NCBI's taxonomy places the organism in Eukaryota, Fungi, Basidiomycota, Tremellomycetes, Tremellales, Cuniculitremaceae. The transcript is spliced from 9 exons. The record is from RefSeq and is a predicted model, not a curated record. Bases 1 to 1053 code for a protein of 350 amino acids.